Messenger RNA from Myotis brandtii (Brandt's bat), 3388 nucleotides. It is a transcript of the gene SLC68A1, whose product is annotated as major facilitator superfamily domain containing 13A. The transcript has 10 exons. Lineage: Eukaryota; Metazoa; Chordata; Mammalia; Chiroptera; Vespertilionidae. The record is from RefSeq and is a predicted model, not a curated record. The coding region runs from base 1286 to 2818 and encodes 510 amino acids.
CUUUAUAGAUGAGUCUGAGGCCCAGGGAGAGGGAGUGGCUGGCUCAAGACCACACAGCAGGGAACGGUAUGGCUCUCCACAAAGUGCCAAGGCCCUCCUCUUCUGACUUUUAAAAGUCUCUCCACUUCCUUUACCACCAUCAGAAGAGACCUGACUGCCAGGAUAUUGCCCUGCUGCUGCCCUGAUCUGUUAUAAGUGAGCCCAAGGAAGAGCCAGUUUCUGAGCAUCUUUCAUGUGGUUUGCCUGGUGCUCAGGACAUUAGUUUAAUCCUCCCUGCACUCCUAUCAACAUGGCAUUAUGACCCCAUCUUACAGGUAAGAAAACCAGGACUCAGACUGGUUAAGUGGCUUGCCUGAGGUUACACUCUUAGUAGGAAGUGCAGUUGACAUUAAACCCAGACCCUUCUGGUGGCACAGUCAUAGCCUUUCCAUCUCAUCCCCUCAAAGGUUUUCUACUGUUGUCCCAGUGGGGGAGCCUGGAGCUUGUGAACUUGCCUGCAAGGUUUACCUUCUCCAGCAACUGGGGCAGGUCACUGGACAUCUGGGUGGGAAAGGGAGCGUCACUGCCUUGGACAAAGGCUUUGGAGGUGAGGUAGGGGAGUUCUGAUUCCCUGGGGGAUCAGAGAAAGUGAGCCAGGUUAAGAUUAGUAACAGGAGUACAUUGUGCUUUACAGCCCCAAGGCACCUUUAUACCCCGUCCUUGUGUGGUGGGUAGGGAAGGCUUCAGAGGUUCAAUAGUAAUAAUCUCUAACGUGCUCACCACACUUACCAUGCUGAGUGCUGUAGGGUCUUUUCUCAUUGACUCACUGACCACUAACAGUAGCCUUAGGAAGGUUGGCCCCUAUUGCAGAUCAAGAAGCAGGCAUAAAGAGGUUAAGCAAAUUGCUCCAGGGCACACAGGGACUAAAUGGUGAAGUCAGGACUUGGAAGACCUCCAGUGUGUCUUCUCUCAGCUCUGUUACUUAGAAAGUGCCAAGGGCACUUGUAGGGUGACGGAUCUGUUCAUGAUCUCCGUUGUGGCGAUGGUUUCACAGGUGCAUACAUGUUAAAACUGAUCAGACUGUACACUUUGAACAUGUGCAGAUUAUUGUGUGUCAGUGAUACCUCAAUAAAGCUGUGAAAGAAAAGAAAAGCAUUUCCCACCAACCGUUCCUUCAGAGGCUCAAAGUUCCAGAGAGAAGCCACUUGGCCAUCUUCCUGCUUUGGGGCAGGGGACAAGGAUGGCCAAACUGCACGUGGCCACGAGUGCAUCUCAGCGCUCCUAGGCUGAGGCUGGGCUGGCAGCCAUGGGGCUGGGUUGGCCCCAGGCCUGGCUGUUGGACUUGCCCACAGCUGUGGUCUAUGGCUCCCUGACCCUCUUCAUCACCGUUUUGCACAACGUGUUCCUGCUUUACUAUGUGGACACCUUUGUCUCAGUGUACAAGAUCAGCAAAGCUGCCUUCUGGGUCGGAGAGACGGUGUUUCUCCUGUGGAACAGCCUCAACGACCCCCUCUUCGGCUGGCUGAGUGACCGUCAUUUCCUCAGCUCCCAGCCCCGGUCAGGCCCUGGGCUCUCCUCGAGGGCCGUGGUGCUGGCACGGGUGCGGGCACUUGGCUGGCAUGGGCCGCUGCUGGCGCUGUCAUUCCUGGUGUUCUGGGUGCCCUGGGCCCCAGCAGGCCUGCAGUUCCUGCUGUGCCUGUGCCUCUAUGAUAGCUUCCUGACGCUCGUGGACCUGCACCAUCACGCCUUGCUGGCUGACCUGGCCCUCUCAGCCCACGACCGCACCCACCUCAACUUCUACUGCUCCCUCUUCAGUGCUGCUGGCUCCCUCUCUGUCUUUGCCUCCUACGCCUUCUGGAACAAGGAGGACUUCUCCUCCUUCCGUGCCUUCUGCGUGGCACUGGCUGCUGGCUCUGCGCUAGGCUUUGUGGGGGCCACACGGCUCCUGAGGCGGCGGGUAGAGGCGGCCGGUAGGGAGCCAGGGUGUCCAGACCUGGCUGCGGAUAGCGGCCUGUGUGGAGAGGAGGCGGGCAACAUCACCUUGGGCCAGUACCUCUGGCAGCUGGCGCAUCACCGGAACUUCCUGUGGUUCGUGGUCAUGGACCUGGUGCAGGUCUUCCACUGCCACUUCAACAGCAACUUCUUCCCCCUCUUCCUGGAGCACCUGUUGUCAGACCACAUCUCCCUCUCCACCGGCUCCUUCCUGCUGGGCAUCUCCUAUGUCGCCCCCCAUCUCAACAACCUCUACUUCCUGCCCCUGUGCCGGCGCUGGGGCGUCUACACCGUGGUGCGGGGGCUCUUCCUGCUUAAGCUGGGCCUGAGCCUGCUCAUGCUUCUGGCCGGCCCCGACCGCCCUGGCCUGCUCUGCCUCUUCAUUGCCAGCAACCGUGUCUUCACGGAGGGCACCUGUAAGCUAUUGACCUUGGUGGUCACUGACCUGGUGGAUGAGGACCUGGUGCUGAACCGCCGCAAGCAGGCGGCCUCGGCGCUUCUCUUCGGCAUGGUGGCCCUGGUGACCAAGCCAGGCCAAACCUUGGCCCCACUGCUGGGCACCUGGCUGCUGUGCUUCUACACAGGUCAUGAUCUCUUCCAGCAGUCCCCACUGACCCCUGUGGGGAGGGCCCAACCCUGGCCAGAACCCCCGGCCCCACCCCCGGUUCAGGCCCCUACACUCCGCCAGGGCUGCUUCUACCUGCUGGUGCUGGUGCCCAUCACCUGUGCUCUGCUGCAACUGUUCACCUGGUCCAAGUUCACGCUGCAUGGGAGACGCCUGCGCAUGGUCAAAGCCCAACGCCAGAAUCUGUCACAAGUCCAAACCCUUGACAUUAAGACAGUGUGAGAGGUGCAACAAGGCCACUCUGGUGAGGACAGUGCCCACAGCUCUGGGCAGGAGCCACUUUUGCCAGCCUGGUGUCCUGCUCCCCUGCCUUCAUUGGGUGCAGCCUCGAGAUCAAAGGGCAGAACGGGAGCUCCUGGGUCUGAGCCAGGAGAGUCAUUGGGUCUGAAAUCGUGCUUGGCUACCUGGCCCAGCUUGGGCAAGAGCUGGGCCAAAUUUGCUCAGGGACCUGCUUGCCCCAUGGGCAGGAGUAAGAAAAGGACCAAGAAGGGAUGGGAAUGCCCUGUGGUCACAUGGGGUUGCCACAGGGCACAGAGGCCUAUCCCCCCUGCCUGGGGCUGGGGCUUCAUGUGCGCUCAGGAACCACUUUUGAUACUGCCUUUCAUCCAGUCAGGGGUGCUGACUGGGAGUCCCACCCACUCCGUCCCUCCACCCUUCCAGUGGUGUCUGCCAUCUCUGCUUCAGUUGUGCCUGAAGUAGCAUGCUCCCGCUGCUGCAGGGCUUCUCCACGCCCACCUGGCCUCCUAAGAGGUUCAGCUCAUCAAACGGAUUAAAGUCAUUCUGUUCCCAUUC